This is a messenger RNA of Henningerozyma blattae CBS 6284, 456 nucleotides long. It is a transcript of the gene HNT1, whose product is annotated as adenosine 5'-monophosphoramidase. The record is from RefSeq and is a predicted model, not a curated record. Gene Ontology annotation, molecular function: catalytic activity. The coding region runs from base 1 to 456 and encodes 151 amino acids. The transcript is spliced from 2 exons. NCBI's taxonomy places the organism in Eukaryota, Fungi, Ascomycota, Saccharomycetes, Saccharomycetales, Saccharomycetaceae. Gene Ontology annotation, biological process: nucleotide metabolic process.
AUGUCUGCUGUUGCUGCUGCUGCUCACGAUGCCACUUGUAUUUUCUGUAAGAUCAUCAAGGGUGACAUUCCAUCCAUGAAAAUCCUCGAAACUAAACAUUCAUAUGCCUUUUUAGACAUUCAACCAACUGCUGAAGGACAUACUUUGGUCAUUCCAAAAUACCACGGUGCCAAACUGCAUAAUUUGCCAGACGAAUAUUUGGCUGACAUUUUACCUGUUACCAAGAAGAUUGCAAAGGCUUUAGACGUUGCUAUUGAUGGUCCAGAUGGUAUUGGUUAUAACAUUGUUCAAAAUAAUGGUAGAAUUGCUCACCAAGUUGUUGAUCACGUUCAUUUUCAUUUGAUUCCAAAGAGAGAUGAAAAGACUGGUUUAAUUGAAGGUUGGCCUGCUAAAGAAGGUGACUUUACUGAAUUAGCCAAAAUCCAAAAGGCUAUUGUUGCUAAAUUGGAACAAUAA